AAAUGGCUCAUAACAUGGUGGAGGUAUGGGCACUUCAUUAGACAAUAGCGAAAAAUAUAGUAUCAGCAUAUUCAUAGAUGUACAUGAACAAGUAAAUUGAUAAAGCCAAAAAAGGCAAAUCACAUAAUCAAAAACCAAGUUAUAAUGAUCAUACUUAAGUAAAUGAUAAUAUGGAUGUAACUAAUAAAUUUCAAUAAUAAAAACAAUCAGAAAUUUUAGGAAAUAAUUCAUACAUACCUCAAAUACAGCCUAUCAUAAAAAGUGAAGUAUUAUAGCCUUAAAAUCCAUAUAUAAUCUAUCCAAUAUCCCAAAUGAGAACUCCAGUUUUAAAUAUUUCUGGUGAUAUUUCUUUAUUUAGAGAAGUGAGUGAAAGAGGACUCAAAUGA
Messenger RNA from Paramecium primaurelia, 386 nucleotides. NCBI's taxonomy places the organism in Eukaryota, Ciliophora, Oligohymenophorea, Peniculida, Parameciidae. The record is from the annotation of a GenBank genome assembly.